Molecule: messenger RNA, 4652 nt
Organism: Salarias fasciatus (jewelled blenny)
Lineage: Eukaryota; Metazoa; Chordata; Actinopteri; Blenniiformes; Blenniidae
Gene: cnsta
Product: consortin, connexin sorting protein a
Exons: 13
Coding region: 146-2494 (782 amino acids)
Biological process (GO): positive regulation of Golgi to plasma membrane protein transport
Cellular component (GO): transport vesicle; trans-Golgi network; plasma membrane
Molecular function (GO): connexin binding
Source: RefSeq, a predicted model, not a curated record
AUCGAUACAUAGGUGACGGACGGAUGCCCCAGUCUUUACCGCUCAACGAUCCAUUUCCAGCCGGAGGAGGCUGCUGAAGAGGGCUCCACUAACCAGCCGCACCGACCCUCGAGCUGAAAGUUCAGCGGUGAUAGAGGGGCGCCCAAUGGAUCAUGGUGGCCAGCUUGAAACGGGGGCCAGAGAGAUGUCACAGGGUCGCGUUGCUCCGGAUGAACUUUGUGAUAACUCGCCCGCCCCUGAAACUCCCGCCGCCCAAACUCGAAACCUGAACGAAGCGAACGCUCUCGCACAGACGCUCUCUCCUUUGCAAUAUGAAGAGGGAGAAAGGUGUGGCCUGAUCCAAAAAUCCAGCCUCAACAACAAUGGCAAGGAGGAGGAGGAGGAGGAGGAGGUCAAACAGUUAGACAAGACAGACAAAGGACAAAGCAGAGAUGAAGAUGAGGAGGAAGACACUGACGAAGUGAUGAAAGAGGAGGACGAAUCAGAAGAGUCGGGUUCUCUGAUUCGAUGCCAUUCUCCAGACACUCCCAUGACCGACUCCUCAUAUUCAGAAACUGGCAGCCUUUUGGAGACUUCCUGUGCUUGCAGCCCUGGAACCAGCCCAGAGCCCACAUCCCCCGUGACUCCAGUGGUCUCCCCAGUGGAGCACAGCCAGCGUGAUGCUGAAGCGCACACCUCCAGCACGAGACCAGGUGCCUCUCCCACAGAGCCCGGUCCCUGCACACGGGGGCCUGCCGUCACCACGGGGCCUGCAGAGUCUGCUUCUCAAACUGGAACAUUGGCGUCUUGUGUCCCAGAGGCCACUGACAGGAAAGCAAAAACAACAGACUCCACAACCACACAGCUUACCUCAUCCGCAGAGCCUUGCAGUCAAGGGUCUGCCAGUUCUUAUGCAGGACCUGUGGCCUCGGCAGCAGAAGAGCCCACCUCCACCACCGGAGCUCCUCCUGUCACGACAGGACCUGCAUCCUCAAAUUGGGAAAAUACUUGCCCCUCAGUUUCCCCCUGCACCACAGAGCCCCUGUCAAGCCCGGCUCUGCUGGAGUCUCUGGAGCAGCUGACCCAGAGAGGAGACGACUCCCACCUCCCACAGCACCUCCACCAGAUCGCUGAGGCCUUUGUCCACCACCAAGACUACCAGCGGGCAUUAUGGUGCAUCCAGCUAGAGAAACUCUAUCACCAGAGAGUUCUGGACAACCUGAAGGCUCUUCAGGAGCAGUGGGAGAGUCGGUGUGAAAAGACAUCCUUUGGCUUGGAAACCAAACAACUGGAUUCUCUCAAACACAUUUGCCAGACACACACACGACCGAGGACAGAAGAUGCUGAGUGUACAUCUUGGGACCUUUUGAGAGAUACGUUUGAAGAAGGUAGUGCAGUGCCUUCAUGUUCCUCAGCCAAUCAGAUGGAAGGAGUGAUGAAGCAGAGAGUGGAAGAUGCAUCUUGUCCAGUCACGCCCUCCGCUGAUUUUCCGGAAAAUCUAAAUGCUCUAGAAACUGAGAGGAACGACCCAGACGGUGUUGAUGAGUCUCCACAGGCCAACAAGCAGCCCACCGACCAGGAGGGAGACGAGGCAGAAGGAGGGGUGGGACACACUACUGCAGUCGUAGGAAAUGGGCUGCACCCCCGUACAACUGGAGAAAUGGAUCAGUCCGUGCCUGCAGAGCAGCAGGGACAAGAUUUAGAUCCGGCACAAGAAAAGGAGGUAAAGUCGGAGGAAGAGAGGGACGUGGAGGAGGCAGAAGAGGCUUUGGAGAUGGAAGAUGAGGGCGAGGAGGAAGGGGAAGAGGAGAACCAGGAGGACGGAGAGUGUUUAGUUGUGCAGGAAGCUUUACCGGUGGAGACUUUGGGCAGUAGUACAGCGGUCAGAGUCCAACCACUGCACCAGGAUACCUUAACUCAGGAGAAUCUAUACAAGGAGACCCAGCUCUGCCAAGAGACACAGGAAAGCAGUAAACCCGGCCUGGUCCAGGAAGUGCAUCUCCCUCAGGAGGCUGAUAUGAAGCAGCAGGAACCAGAGGCAGAGGAGAAGGAGGACGAAGAGGAAUAUGAGGAUUAUGAAGAAGACCAAGCUCGCAUCAUCAGAGAAGCUCCCACGCUGGACGAAAUGGCCAAGCUCAUCACUGUAGAGGAGGUAUCUCCUGCCUCUGGCCUGACCUCCAUAUUGAAGAAGCGAAGCAUUUGUACAGAGAACUUAAGCAUAUCUGCCAGGUCAGAAUCCCGACCCGAAAAACCCACUGCCAAGAGACGCGUCCGCUUCAAAGUUCCCGACGAAGGCUACGAGCACGACGUUGGCAGUGGAGACUCCUGUCUGCUUCUUGUCCUCCUCUGUCUGGUUACCGUAGUGAUCAGCGUCGGCGGCACUGCCCUUUACUGCGCGUUGGGCAACGCUCAGUCCUCCGUCUGUCAGGACUUCUCCAAAAAUGCAGACUUUUACUUUGACCAGAUACAACGCGGGAUCGCUCAAGUCCAGCACUGGUUUGCUCUGGGAUCGUAGCAGAAAACAGUUUGUCGUCAAUAUAAAACCUCUGGCAUCGUCUGUGCAGAUAUCUUUACUUCCUACUUCUUCCUGGGACAUUAUUUUCUUAGGUAGUGGUGCCAGGCAGUGGCGAAAGUCCCCACUGCAGCGUGGAGUAUUCUUAACUGAGCAUCUACAGUUUAUCACACACAGCUGGCCUUUUUCAAGCCUAUUUUUGAUUCUCUGCAAAUGAAACUGCAAGAUUCACUGGGAGACCCGGCAUCACAUUACAGUACUUCUUUUGAAGGGAAACUGGCACAAAGCGACGAGACUGUAAAAUGAACCGAAGACAAAGGACUGUCCUGCCGCUUUCUCAGAAAUGUCCACAAUCAAUAGGUCACAGAUCUUCACGGGUCAGAGGUACGGGCUUGUGAGAGCUGUGAUUCGGAGAAUUCAGUCGUUAGUUUGAGAAAUGAACCAUGACUUCACACAGGACAACAGAAUUUAAAAAAAAGAAAAGAAAAGCAGCAGCAUCAACAACAGCAGCUGCUACUGUGAGGCAUAAAAACUAAAAAACAAAAGAAAAAAUCAAAUUCAUGUAAAGUUUUUAACUCUGAAACACAUGAAUGCUCUCACCAUACACGAUGCACAAAUGAGCAGAGAUCCUGUGGGAAUGUUUUACAAACUGCUGCAACCACGAUGUUGUCUUCUCACUGUUUUUUUUUUUUUUUAAUUAAUUUUGUCUUUUUAAUGCAAGUGGAAAUUGAAAAAAAAUGAACAAAUCAUUGAUUCUCAACUUUGAAUGAAAUCAUCAUGUCUUAAUUCUUUUGAUUGAAUGUUUGGACUAUAUAUUGUAAAGCAUCAGUCUGUGUGAAUUGGGCUAUGUUCCUUGGGGUAUGUUCCUCAUGAAUAGUGCUGAAAAGGUCCUUUCUGCUAUCAUCUUAACUCAGCUGCUAAUGGAAAACAUGAGUAUCAGAACUGUUCUAUAGAGAAAAACAUUUUGACCUGUAUUUGAUAUCUGUGAUUUGAGCUGAAGUGUUUGCAGUGAGCGGUUACAGGAGAACUUUUUAUCAUUUGUGAUACGGUCUUUAGUUCCUCUUUCUGUACGAUUAGCAGCAUUGGGUUUACAUUGAGGUGCUUGGCCGGGGAGACUAAGGGCCCUGUUUUACACCCAGGAAAUCACCAGUGUCUUUUCCAGUUUUAAAGCCCGGGUGGUUCAAAUGGCAAAUAUGUUGGCAUUUUAAAAGAGCAGAAUUAUUAUAUGCCUCUAUAAAACGGUACAGUGAUUUCAUUUACUUAACAAGUGACUCCCAUCAUGUCGGAUAGAAAAAACCUCACCUCAGACAGGUGAACUUCACAGCAGGUGUCUUUGCUCCUGAUCUCUGCCAGUCGUAACUUUACUUGUGUGUGUUAGUGGAUCUGUUUCACUUCCAGGUGAUCUGUCACCCUGUGCGGGUUGUAUCCUGCCUCUCUCCCAUUGACAGCUGGGAGUGGCUCUUAAAUUUCAUAAAACCUGUAAAGUAAAUGGAGUUGUUUCCUGAAGGCAUUGUCAGUACUGUCAUCUUAAAAGCAAUGCACCAAAGUGCCAGCAUCCCUGCCCCUAAAGGGAACGCUAUAGAUGGCAUUCUGAUUGGUUCAUUUGAUCUCACGGUUAUGAAUAUGACUAUAUUUAAUUUGAGCUCAGCUGUAUGUUGCACAGGGAUUAUCCAUGGUUUGGGAAGCAUAAUUGGACUAGGAUACACACACGUUGUUAAAUCAGAGCCCUGACUGUACUAGCUCCCGAUUGUUUCCCCCCCCUUCUCUUUUUCUUUCUGUCAGAGCCAGCUCUAGCCCUGUGUAGCAUAUGCAACAUGCACAGUUACACAAUGCAUCUCUGUAUAUACCGUCAAAAAAAUGCUGAACAUGUUGCACAAAUGACUGGUACAUUUUAUUUUCAAGAUAUUGCAAUAUUUCUACAGACAUUGUGUUGCUGCUCAUAGACAGGCUUGAUAAAUUCGCCACUAACAGAUUAUUCAAAUCCAACCCUGUACCCUCCACUGGAACAGGAGAGGCUAUGGAUAAGCUGCUGUGGCUCUGUAAGGAAUAUUUUAAUCAUAAGAUAUUGGAAACAAUAUUGACGUUGUGUGUAUAUAAUCACUACAGGCCCUAAUGUGGAUGGGAUCAUUUGAAGCACUUGCUGCCUGUGUGUUUGCUGUUU